This is a messenger RNA of Triplophysa dalaica, 3603 nucleotides long. RefSeq names its product eosinophil peroxidase (gene epx). Bases 646 to 3297 code for a protein of 883 amino acids. The transcript is spliced from 18 exons. The record is from RefSeq and is a predicted model, not a curated record. Lineage: Eukaryota; Metazoa; Chordata; Actinopteri; Cypriniformes; Nemacheilidae. Gene Ontology annotation, molecular function: peroxidase activity; calcium ion binding; heme binding. Gene Ontology annotation, biological process: response to oxidative stress.
GCCUGACACACACACACUUCAUGAGCGCGUGCCUCUCUUCUCCACACUUUCUCAUUUGUCUUAUCAGGCUUUCAGACGCCUUGUUUUCUGUGAUGCUCCAGUGACCUCUUCUCCAGGUGUGGCAGCUUUCAUCUGACGGGCUGAUGGCCAGAACACAAGAGGUGUCAUUCCACAGAGAGGCAUCAUGGGACAUACAGCCGUUGAUCUGAGAGGAAUACAGAACACACGCUUUGUUACCAGCGUGACUCAAGACUUAAGAUGGUUUCACGUGAUCUUCUCAGAUCUUCAUCAUGCGUGUUCACGUUGCAGAAGCUCAUCUUUGAGUUCAGGCUUCAGAUUUCUGCGGUGCAAACAUACGGCGUGUUGAGAAGACUUGAGAAAAUCUGAACGGCAGCCGCUGACCUUCACAUGAACAUCAGCACUGAUGAAGGUGUUUCAGAAGAUGAAAUUGACAUUUGAUAACCUCAUUAGAUAAGAGGAUGAAACGAGGAUCAAGCUGUGUGUGUGUGUGUGUGUGUGUGUGUGUGUUCGGCAUUGUUUGAUGUGAAUUGUUGUCACCAGUCAGACAGAUAACAGAAUUCUGCACAUACCUGAAGACUGAAGGCAGCGUAUAAAAGACAGAGAGUGGCUGACAGGAGUGUACAGAUGGAUUCAAUGUCUCUGGUGUCUGUCUUCCGUUUGAUUGUGUCUUUAUUUAUGAUCAUGUGUCUACCGUCGUCAGCCACGUCUCAUUUUCAUUCCCAGAAUGCCACAGUGUAUUUGGGAUCUGAGUUUGUCAAGGAAGCUUUACAGCGAGCUAAAGAGCUGACAGACACCGCGUACGCUCACACCACUGACAGGGUGAAGACGUCUCUGUCCGAUGCUUCUGUCCGACCCAAUGACCUGCUGGCUCUGUUUAAACAGACCGGCCCCCAAACCAGAAGCCACAUCAGAUCCGCUGAGUUUCUGGACAACACGGUGGAACUGAUCCGAGAGAUGGUGUACACACACACACACACCAUGGACAAACCUCAGCUCAACGAGCUUUUGAGCGCAGAAGACACAGAGAUCAUCCAGCAGAUGACCGGUUGUUCUUCAGAGACAAUCAGACCCGUGUGCACAUCUGACUGUCUGUCCAAACGAUACCGGACCAUCACAGGACACUGCAACAACAGAGAGAAUCCUCUGUGGGGGGCAGCAAACACGCCGUACACUCGCUGGCUCUCGCCGGAGUACGAGGACCCUCGGGGAACGCCGCGGGGGUGGGACCCCCAACACACCUACAAUAACUUCACCCUGCCACCCGUGCGCAGUGUGUCACAGGAAGUGUUGUACACUCAUAACGAGAACAUCUCAUUGGACACGUCUCUGUCUCAUCUGCUGGUGGAGUGGGGUCAGUGGAUCGAUCAUGACCUGACGUUAACUCCUCAGAGUUCCAGCACCGCAGCGUUUAAGAGCGGAGCGGACUGUACUCGCACCUGCAGCCGCCACACGCCCUGCUUCCCCAUACACAUCCUGCCCUCGGACCCCCGUGCAGGCCGCCAGAGCUGCAUGCCGUUUUUCCGCUCCGCUCCCAGCUGCACAGUCCCGUCGGGUCACCGGGAGCAACUGAACGCCAUCACUGCGUUUGUGGACGCCAGCAUGGUGUACGGGAGCUCGGAGGUGCUGGCCGUCGCCCUGCGGAACCUCUCGUCUCCUGACGGCCUGCUCGCUGUCAACCAGCUUCACUCAGACCGGGGUCUGGGCUUCAUGCCCUACCUGACCCGCACGCAGCCUCACCUAGACCCCUGCGGCCCGCGAGAGCUGCUCGACCCCAGCCUGCCACCCGAGACCAGCAGACUCUACACCAGCAUGAGGAAUAAAUCCUUCUGUUUCCAAGCAGGUGACUCUCGGGCCAAUGAACACUUGGGUAUGAUCGCUCUACACACGCUGUUUCUGAGAGAACACAACCGAUUGGCCGCGGAGCUUCGCCAGCUCAACCCUCACUGGGGUCCAGACACGCUGUACCAGGAAGCCAGAAAAAUACUGGGUGCCAUCCACCAGGUUCUGACGUGGGAUCAUUACCUGCCGCACAUCCUGGGCCGCAGCGCUCACCUGUCCCUCGCGUCCACGUACAAGGGUUACGACCCCACCGCGGACCCCAGCAUCUCUAACGUCUUCUCCACCGCUGCCUUCCGCUUCGCACACGUCACCGUGCAUCCACUCGUUAACCGCUUCGGAGCCGAGUACCGCUGGAGCCCUGAGCACCCGGCUCUGCCGUUACAUCAUUCUCUGUUUGCGUCCUGGAGGCUGGUGCAUGAGGGUGGUGUGGAUCCUGUGCUGCGCGGCUUGCUGCUGUCCUCGGCCAAACUGCAGACGGCAGAUCAGAUGAUGAUUGAGGAACUGACCGAGAGGCUCUUCCAGGCUCAGGGGGGUCUACCGCUCGACCUGGCGGCAUUAAAUCUACAGAGGGGUCGAGAUCAUGGACUACAAGGAUACAGCGCGUGGCGGCGACUCUGCGGUCUCUCCGUCCCUCUUAACGAAUCUGAUUUAGCAGGGAUUGUGGGUAAUGAGGUUCUGGCCAAGAAGCUGCUGCGUCUGUAUGGAACAGCCCGGAACAUGGACGUGUGGGUGGGAGGCAUCUCGGAGACCGCUGUGGCGGGGGGCCGGGUGGGGCCGCUGCUCACCUGCCUCAUCGCCAAACAGUUCACGGCUCUUCGAGACGGAGACCGGUUCUGGUGGCAGAACGACGGUGUGUUCAGCAAAUCUCAGAGAAAGGCUCUUCAAAGCGUCUCUCUGUCUGCCAUCAUCUGUGACAACACUCACAUUGGGCUGGUGCCCUCGGACCCUUUCUCCCGCACGCUCCAACCCGACGGCCUGCUGCCCUGCACGGAUGCCCGUGUCCGCCGCAUGAACCUGUCGGCAUGGAGAGAGGCAGACGCAGACUCGGUCUGCGGCUGGAUUCCACGGCUGCGUGUGGGUCAUUCAGUGUUGUGUGACUCAACAGUCAUCUAUCAGUGUCCCGCCGGAUACCGGCUGCACGGAGCCUCUCACAUCACCUGUGACCCCGACACACACCAGUGGAGCCCUCCACCGCCCGCCUGUCUGGACGUGGAUGAGUGUUCGAUGGAUUCAUGGGUUUGUCCUCCACACCUGCAGUGCUUCAACACACCUGGAUCUUACAGCUGCGCAGCUCCGCCCCUCUCUGCCUCCUCUAUCGUGGCGUCGGUGAUGUCAGUUCUGGUGGGCGUGGCUUUGAUAGCGCUCAUCCUCAUCUGCUACCACAGGUUUUUCCUGUACAAGCCCACAGAGAGUGAUGGCUGUCAGAGAAGACGCUGAAAUGACAUCAAGCUGGUUUGGGAAACGUCUCGCAUGAAAUGCUUAAAUAUUGUAUAGAGUAUAUUGUAUUUCAACAGUGUUUUCUAUAUAGUAAUGGUGUGUUGUGCAUGCUUCCUUUUAGAUGACAUCACAAAAAACACAAAACUAUUUUCUGUGAUCACAUGUGUUGCACUCAUGUGUUAAAUAGCUGACAGCUCAAACUGAAGUUUUUUAUGACGUUCUGCUUGAUGUUCCUUUCAGCCAAUAGAAUGUAAGCGUGAGCAGUGUCAUCAUACAGACAGAAAUGUUCCACGUUAAAUUCUCUAA